Messenger RNA from Mucor mucedo, 3033 nucleotides. RefSeq names its product fungal-specific transcription factor domain-containing protein. Gene Ontology annotation, molecular function: DNA binding; DNA-binding transcription factor activity, RNA polymerase II-specific; zinc ion binding. The transcript has 4 exons. Lineage: Eukaryota; Fungi; Mucoromycota; Mucoromycetes; Mucorales; Mucoraceae. The record is from RefSeq and is a predicted model, not a curated record. The coding region runs from base 74 to 2884 and encodes 936 amino acids. Gene Ontology annotation, biological process: DNA-templated transcription; regulation of DNA-templated transcription.
AAACUUCUCAUUUCUUUCUUCUAUUCCUUUUUUUUUUUUUUUAUUCUUUACCUUUUAAACUUUUACAGCAAAUAUGUCUUUAAGCAGUGACGACGCUACUGUCAAACGACAAAGAGUGAGCCGUGCAUGUGACUUGUGUAGAAAGAAAAAGAUCAAGUGUGACGGUACCGCACCCGUCUGUAGUAAUUGCCAAGCAUUCAACUUGGAAUGUAGUUACAAGGACACCACCAAAAAGAGAGGGCCUCCAAAAGGAUAUAUUGAAGCAAUAGAAAAUAGAUUACACAAAUUAGAAAGUUAUCUUAAUGAUAUCGUAAAACAAGAAGAAGAAGAUCCACGCACUAAAGAACUUUUGAAAGAAUUACAGUCACCAUUAGAAACACCACUCGGUGAACAAAUUAAAGCAAGACCUCAACGUAGACAACGUAGACGCCCGAUACCGAUUGAAUCCGUCACACCACCUAUCACUGAUUCACCUUUAUCGCCUUUAUUUGAUAGCCCAACACUAAGUCAUAGUGAGAUACCCUUAUCUAACGAUGAACAACCAAUGCAAAGUACGUCCGAUCUUAAUGACGGCAAAGGUCAAUUAUCAAUGGAUGAAAACGGUCAAGUCCGAUACCUAGGAAAAUCUUCUGGAUUCUAUCUUUUACAGAAUAGUAGAACUUAUCAAAAUGGCGCAUUUCAUUUCUCAGGCUACAAGCAUAAACUUUCCUCUGAAAGUAUAAAUGAGUUUGUCGCCCCAAAAAACAAAUAUUCAAGCACGGAUCCCUUUGAACUACCCCCCACUGAUUUAUCCGAACAUCUCAUUGAUUUAUAUUUGACUCAUUUUUAUCCCGUUCUACCAAUGUUCUAUAAAAGGCGUCUCAUCUGCAGCCUGUCUCCCUUAGAGCCUAUCUCUCCACUCUUACUAAAUGCAAUUUAUGCUAUUGCGUCACGAGUCACCCCUGAUGAACGCGUGAGAUCUGAUAUCUCUUCACCUGAUACUGCUGGUGAUGUCUUUUUUGAAAGGGCCAAAUGCUUGCUUGAUGAUUAUUAUGACACACCAAGAAUAUCUACCGUACAAGCUUUACUACUGAUGGCAAGUCAUCAAAUGGGUGCUAUGAAAGCGGCAAGAGCCUGGCUAUACAGUGGAAUGGCUUUUCGCAUGGCACAAGAUUUAGGCUUGAAUCGUAACUGUGACCACUGGAAUAUCUCGCCUGAAGAAAGAGAAAGGAGAAAACGUGUCUUUUGGUGCUGCUUUAUUGUUGAUAGAAUUACAAGUGCUAUUUAUGGUCGUUCUGCCAACUUUGAAGAAAGAGAUUGCGAUGUGCCGUUUCCUUCAGUAGAUGAUGAUGAAUGGAUUAAACCCGCAAGUAAAGAUUCGUCUAGACCUCCUGCAAGACUCUUAGAAGUGUUUAUUCAAUCAAUUAAGAUUUGCGACAUCUUGGGUCAUGUGUUGAAAAAUAUUUAUUAUGCAAAAGCGAGACAACAUACUUCUGCGCAUCAUAUUGAUAACAUUUUAACAACAUUGAACAGACAACUCAAUCAAUGGCAUGCAAGUUUGCCUCUUGCUUUACAAUACAAAUUACCAAAUACGCAAGCCGGUGAAAUGGCUCCUGAUCCACCUUCUGCUAUCUGUCAAUUACACUUGAUUUAUUAUACAACUUUGAUUCUGUUGCAUCGUUCUUUUAUUCCUGGCCCAACUCAAACUCAAUCGCCUAACAAUCUUCCCUCUUACCGCAUUUGUGAAUCGGCUGCUACUUCUGUUCUUGAUAUCAUCAACAUUAUGCUUGGCGAAAAUCACUUGAAGUAUGUAUACAACUUUUCUGUCUUCUUUGUCUUUACUGCUGGUAUUAUUUUUAUCAAGUUGGCCUCUUCAGACGAUGCAAGCACAGCUUUUGACGCGAGAAUCAAUAUCAAUCGAAUCAUGCGUGCCUUGGAUGAACUAGAAAUCACUUGGCUAAAUGCAGCCCGUUGUUGCAAUAUCUUGGGAGAAUUAGCUGGCUUGCGUGAUAUCAAACUUGAAUGCGAUAAAUUUGUACCAAAAGAAAUAUCUAAAGCAAGUCCUCCUCCUUCUAUAGCUGUUCCUAAUUCUCCAGAACUCUCUUCGACCAUACUCUCUUCAUCCCCACAAGAUAUGGAUAUAACGAUGCAGUACAGCCAAAACAAUACAACACAACCAAUGGAUACCUCUUCCAACGACUAUAAUAACAACUGGAAUCCGCAUCACCACAAGAGUGCAAGCAUGUCCGAUUAUUCUCAUCACCAACAUAAUCAACCCCAGCGCUCAUCAACCGAUUACUUUAGCCAUAACAGCCAUACUAGUAAUUUUUCCUUAUUUUCAUCAUCGCCACCCUCUAUGAGUGUCACAUCUCAGAUUCCAAUUUCAUCUGUGCGUUCAUCUUCAGCUCAAAAUCAUCGUGCUUCUUCAUCUCCUACAUCAUCAUCAUUUUUAAACAAUACCACACCUACUAUGGAUCCAUUUGCAGCACCUGGCAUUAUACCUACGCCCGCGUCAAAUCAAGCUGAGCAAUUUGAUCCACUGGGUACAGCCUUUUGGGGCAUGCCGACAUCGCUUGAUACGGAUGAAUGGAAUGCUUAUUUCGGAAACCAACAAGUCAAUAACACAGCCCCUACUAGCGAACCUACACCGACCAAUCAAUUGAGUUCUAUGUUACUUUCAUCGUCUGCAUCUUCCGUUUCAUCAUUCAUGUACUCCCAACAACCAUUGCACAGGCUGUCCUCUACAUCGUCCGCUUCCAUGGAUCUACCGAAUUCUCCCUCUCAAAGCUUCUUGUUGGGAUUUUUGGACGAAAAUAAGAAUUCUCGUUUGGUGUCGUCUCCUUCGCCCAUAAAUGCCACAACCAUAGAAUCAUCCAACGUAUCGGCUGACAUUCGUUACUGGUAACACAACAACAAUUGGUCAUACUUAUAAAUCGACACAGUCGCCCUUCUUUUACAUAAUUUUUAUUAUAUUACACUUAUUUUUUUUUAAGAAAACAAGAAAAUAAAACCCUGUACAAAUCUGUCUCAUAUUCAUUGGUAAAUCAAAUGACC